Molecule: messenger RNA, 1765 nt
Organism: Oreochromis aureus
Lineage: Eukaryota; Metazoa; Chordata; Actinopteri; Cichliformes; Cichlidae
Exons: 11
Coding region: 55-1278 (407 amino acids)
Source: RefSeq, a predicted model, not a curated record
GAGAGAGGCUGUGUUUGACGUACAAGUGUCUUUGUGAAGACUAACAGAUUGACCAUGUCGCUCUCCGUGGUGCUGCUGCUGCUGCAUCUGACAGUCUGCAACUCGCAGAAUAUCGAUUUCUUCGUUAAAAAUUUAAAUGGCUUUGUUGGCGCAAUCAACUUCUAUACAAAAGAGAAGUAUGUAAAUGAUUCCUCCUCGCUGACCAUUCGCCUAAUGGGGAACAAUCAGAACUGCACUCCCGAUUUCUCAUUUGAUUGCCAAAAUAGCAGCUGUGGGUAUGUGAACACUUUGGUACGCACGGUCGACCAAGAAGGCAGCGGAGAGUGGUGUCAGAAUGAACUUAGGUCUGUUCAGCCAUCUCCCAUUAAUGUGGUUGAUUCACUGAGCAUCCCUGGUGUUAAUUGGGUUAGUGGCAUCAAAAACAACAUUGGAUCAUGGAGAACUGCAGUAGCAUUCGACCUGAGGAACCGCUCUGACACCAGAAAAGAAAACUCCUCACCCCAGUCUACCGUGAUCCCAUUUGUGAGAGUUCCUUCAAACUGUCGGAGAGAUUUCAGCCCGUUGAUGUUUGACCCUGAUGGUGAUCAGGUUAAAUGCAGAUAUGGAAACACAUCGUCAGAGUGUGGCCCUUGUGAUCCACCAUCUGUCCUCAGCCUCUCAUCAUCCACUUGUACUCUAUUGUUCGGUCCCACUGCCGACAGUAAUCAGGGCCGUUAUGGAGUACAGCUGCUGAUGGAGGACUUUCCCUGGAAGAACAUCACCAUGACUGGAUUCAAUGACACAAAAACAAUAUUAACACCUAACGAUGCUCUCAGCAAAGUACCGAUCCAGUUUGUUCUGAUAGUGGAUCCCCAGGUCUCAUCCUGCACAGAGGGAGACUUUUUGCCCAAAUUCUUGCCUCCAACCCCAGCCAACAGAGCUCGGCUCUACACCCCUGUUAAUAAGACUCUGGAAAUCAGCAUCAGUGCUGAGGCAAAAAACUCCAUGAUCUCUGAGCUGCUGUUCAGCGGACCGUAUGAUGCAGUUCAGAAUAAAACUGGAACAGGAACGUUCACCCUGAGAUGGACGCCGUCUAAAUCACAAGACAAUGACACCCUCCCCUUCUGCUUUGUUGUCCAGGCACUUUCCAACAUAACCAAGUAUCACUCAGACCUUCGAUGUGUCAGCGUGACUGUUGGAAAUGGUCCUGUUAGUAGUGCCCCAGCUAGUGCUUCAACUUUUGUCCUGGUCAUGGGAUCUUUCCUUUCAACUCUUAUUCUUGCCUUCCCUUCCAUAUGAAUAUGGAUAAAAUCAGAGAUUGAAGAUGUACCUGACUCUGGAUUGAUGCAACGGUAGCGCCCUCUACUGUUACAACAUGAAUGUCAUCUGACUCUGCACAAAUAACUUUUUUCAAGUUUCUUUAAGUUUUGUUCCAACUAAUGUAAUCCAAGCGCUAACUGGAGUUUUUACUCACUUGUCCUCGCUUGUUUCAGGCGAUUUACUGAAUUGAUAUAAAUUUUAUUUCUGAUAGUUUAGCUUGAUUUAUUUUGCCAAGUUAUUAAUCGCAUCAUCUGUAACAACACCUCCUAUUAAUCCACAAACUACUGCACCUUAACUAACACCUACUAGUCAACUAAACACUACUUUUACAAAAAUAACGUUCCCAGGCAAUACUCCACUUUAUGAGUAUGAAUUACAGACAGUAACUUACCAAACACUAAAGCUUCAUAGACAUGUCGCAUCAAGAGCAAAAACUGAACUUGCAUGCUUUAAUGACCAUUAAAAU